Messenger RNA from Dictyostelium purpureum, 558 nucleotides. RefSeq lists its product as uncharacterized. The transcript is spliced from 3 exons. The coding region runs from base 1 to 558 and encodes 185 amino acids. Gene Ontology annotation, biological process: cobalamin metabolic process. Gene Ontology annotation, cellular component: mitochondrion. NCBI's taxonomy places the organism in Eukaryota, Evosea, Eumycetozoa, Dictyosteliales, Dictyosteliaceae. The record is from RefSeq and is a predicted model, not a curated record.
AUGAAGUUAAAUGAACCAGAAUUUAUAGAUAGUGCUAAAACAGAAUUUACAAUCAAAAAAUGCACAACUCCAUUAUUAUUAAAGAAUUUUAAAAGUUUAUUUCCAAAUGAAUUAAAGGCGUUAAUAGACCAAAAUGGUGACGAGAAUAUAGGUUGUUUAAAUGACGAUAAUAAAACACCAUUAUAUUUAAUUUUGUGUUGGAGACAAACCAAAUUACCAAUGUCUGGUUUUUCAUCUGCAACCGAUGAAGAAAGAGAAGAAAAAUCAUUAUUUUUUAUCGAAACUGCUUCAAAUUUUUGUAAUAUAGUCAAAGAAAAUGGUUAUUGGAGUGAUUUUAUCGAUCCAUUAUCAGGUGUCCCAUAUAUAAAUAGAGACAAUGCAAAUUCAGUUUUUGUACCAACAGACUCAGUUCAAAUGAUGGGUAUUGAUAUUAUAGAUGUAGGUUGUUGCCAAGUAAUGAUACAUCCAACUUGGAAAGUUAGAUCAUUUUUUUCAAUAAUGAUUUCAACUGCACCAUUUGAAAUUAUAGACAAUUCAUUACACCAAAUUAAUAAUUAA